Messenger RNA from Danaus chrysippus (African queen), 462 nucleotides. Lineage: Eukaryota; Metazoa; Arthropoda; Insecta; Lepidoptera; Nymphalidae. The record is from the annotation of a GenBank genome assembly.
AUGCGGCGCGCGCCCCCUCCGCCCCCCGCCGGAGACCAGCUUCGGCCCCCUAGCGACAGGGACAUAAGAAACCCUCGCCCCGGCCACCCCCCCUUGCCCCCCCCCCAUAAAUGUUCCCCCUUCCAAUGUGUUCAACUCCGUUUUUUGGAAGGCGGGGCUCGACCAUGGCCGGGAGGGCCCAGCGGCCGCCUGCCGUCCCGACGGUCAAGGGCGGGGCGUUGGCCCUUAUCGGGCCCCCUUCGAAGGAGAGCUGCGGGCGGGCCUAAGGGAGUCCAUCCGACCUCGCCACGGGCCCCCGAGUGUGCUGGUGCCCGAUCGCAGGAUUUAACUGGACGGGCGGCCGGCCGCGGCAGGCCGCUGGUUGCCUUGUGCCGAAGGGCGAGCCCGUUGGCGGGGGCGCCGAUGGGGCGGCCCGCCCGUGGGCUCGUGGAACGUGGGCCGGCCCGGCCCGCCCCCCCCUAA